ACUCAGCUCACUGCACUUGAAACAUUAUUCAGAACCCUGCAGAGCACCAUGAAGUUCUUCUUAUUGGUUGCCUUUUUGGGCGGAGUCUUGAUUUCUACCUCGGAAGCUGGAGUUGUCGGACGUGAUCGUCGCUCAUUUUUCGAUGGUCCUAAAAAACCCAAAUUCCCGAGUUUCGUUUUGGUGGGCCUCGUUGAUCAACCCGUACCGACAGUAGUCGGAAUGCCGCAGCAAAAUCCUUACCCCGGUCCUCCACCUCCGUCUUACGCACCUCCGUCUUACGCACCUCCGUCUUACGCACCUCCGUCUUACCCACCUCCAUCUUAUUCACCCCCAUCUUAUCCGCCACCUUCAUACUCACCUCCAGCCUACGCUCCUCCGCCAUCGCCUUACGGUCCGCAAAGCUACAUGGCUCCUCCGCCGCCGUAUCAGCCGCCGCAGUAUGCGCCAGCAGCACCGGCUCCAAUGCAUCCACCACAAGCUCAACAGCUUCCUGCUCCCGAGCCUCAACAGCUUCCCGCCAGCGAGCCUCAACAGCACGAGCAAAGCGUUCCUGUUCCAACACAGGAAGACUUGAAGCCGACUGAAGCGGAUCCACCAGCAUCAGCCAAACAUGUCGAGACGGAAUCGAGCGAUGCUGCCCCGUCGACAGAAUCGACUAAUAGCGAUAGCAAGAGCGAUGACCAGUCCAACUGGGAAACUUCCACUUCGUCUUCUUUAUAA
Molecule: messenger RNA, 720 nt
Organism: Daphnia pulicaria
Lineage: Eukaryota; Metazoa; Arthropoda; Branchiopoda; Diplostraca; Daphniidae
Product: extensin-like
Exons: 2
Coding region: 49-720 (223 amino acids)
Source: RefSeq, a predicted model, not a curated record